Molecule: messenger RNA, 2113 nt
Organism: Daphnia carinata
Lineage: Eukaryota; Metazoa; Arthropoda; Branchiopoda; Diplostraca; Daphniidae
Product: phospholipase A2 group XV-like
Exons: 13
Coding region: 111-1964 (617 amino acids)
Biological process (GO): lipid metabolic process
Source: RefSeq, a predicted model, not a curated record
UCUUUUUUGACCUUCAAUCCGGUCUUUCGGAAAUUUCCGAUCGUUGGAAUAUUUCUGAAAAUUUAGUAACUAGAAGUCGUAAAAGUUGAUAUAGGCAACGUUCGCCAAGCAUGCCGAAAAAGUUUGAAGGAGAAAAUUCAAAGGUGGCAGUUGCCAGAGCGCGUAAGGAGGCAGCCAAACAGGCAGACCAGAAAAAGAAAGAAGAAAAGCAGGAAGAAGAGUUCUGGAAAGAUGAUGAUAAACAUGUUCAGAAAAAGUUGCAGCGCAAAGACGAGAAGGAAAAGAAAAGAGUAGAACAGUUGGAAAAGAAAACUGCACUUAAAAAUCUGGCAGACGAAGAAAUGGAAGCAAUAAAGGCACCACCUAAGCAAGCAUCCAGCAAAAUUUCUCGCCUACAAAUUCAAGCUGAAUUAGAGAAGAGGGAAGCUGCUGCCAAAGGUAAAGGAUCACAAACUAAAGUUGUGCCAGUGGAAGAUAUGGAUGCACCAAUUCCAGAAAAUAUAAAUAGAGUGGUAAUUGAUGGAGAAGUAGCUAGCUCAGUAGAUGAAGCUAUCCAAGUUCUAAGAAUUAGUGAUUCAGCUGCUGAUAUUGAACGACAUCCCGAAAAACGAAUGAAAGCUGCGUAUGCAGCGUUUGAGGAAAGACAUCUUCCGCGCCUCCGAGAAGAAAAUCCCAACAUGCGCCUUUCGCAAGUUAAACAAAUGUUGCAUAGGGAAUGGCUUAAAAGCCCAGAAAAUCCGCUAAAUGCAUCCCACUCUCAAUACAAUAAAAAAAAAUGUAUUGCUGCCAAUGAUUUACAAGGGCACCCUGUUAUUUUAGUGCCAGGUGAUGGAGGAAGUCAAAUCGAAGGGAGACUUGAUAAACCUACUGCUGUGCAUUAUGUUUGCUCAAAGAAAACUGAUUACUGGUUCAGCUUAUGGCUAAAUAUGGAACUUCUAGUUCCGAUUGUUAUUGAUUGUUGGGUUGACAACAUGAAGUUAACCUAUGACAACACUACCAGGAAAACUACUAAUAAUCCUGGUGUAGAGAUCAGAAUUCCUGAUUUUGGUAACUCAACAUCAGUUGAAUGGAUUGAUCCAAGUAAAGCAUCAGCAGGAAACUAUUUUGCCACAAUUGCUGAAUCUAUACUUAAAUUUGGCUAUGAAAGAAAUGUUUCACUGAGAGGAGCUCCAUAUGAUUUUCGCAAAGCACCAAACGAACUUCAAGAUUAUUUUGUGAACACCAAAGCACUUGUGGAAGAUACUUACAGCAGAACAAAUGGGCAAAAAAUAAUAUUUAUUACCCACAGCAUGGGAUCUCCAAUGAUUCUCUACUUCUUAAAUCACCAGACCCAAGAAUGGAAAAAUAAAUACAUUAAAUCAUGGAUCUCUUUAGCUGGUUGUUGGGCUGGCACUAUCAAAGCCUUGAAAGUUUAUGCCCAAGGCGAUAACCUGGGCGUGCGUGUACUCAGCGAAACUGCACUGCGGGAGCAGCAAAGAACUAGCCCGAGUUUAUCUUGGUUGAUGCCAUCCGACAAACUAUGGACACCGGAGGAAGUGAUGGUCCAGACAUCAGGACGAAAUUACACAAUUCGAGAUUAUCAGGACUUCUUCCUAGAUAUUGAUUUCCCGUUGGGAUAUGAUAUGUGGCAGGACACGCAUCCUUUGGUACACGAAUUGACAGCACCAGGCGUGGAGAUCCAUUGCAUAUUUGGAACAGGUGUGGAUACAGCUGAGCGACUAGUGUACAGUAAAUCAUCACCCAUUGGGAAAGCUACAAUCAUUAUGGGUGAUGGCGAUGGCACCGUCAAUGUUCGUAGUCUAGCCGCAUGCAGCAAAUGGAUCAAAGAGCAGUCACAGCCUGUCUAUGUCCAGGCAUUCCCCAAUAGAGACCACAUGGCUGUGCUUUAUGAUCCAGUCAUUUUAGAUUACAUUCAACGAGUUGUCACUGCCAGCCAGGAAGAGGAGGCGGUGCGUAAAGCGUAAGACGCUUUUAUUUUCCUUUAAAACUCAAGACUCUCUGGUUUUCUCCUUGUAUAACGUGUGCCGCCAUUUUCGAUUUAGUAAAUGCGACACCUCAUUUAUAUAACACGUAUCGUGUCAGCCUGUUAGUAUAAAUAAACAUUGUACAUUCA